Messenger RNA from Sungouiella intermedia, 3096 nucleotides. The record is from the annotation of a GenBank genome assembly. NCBI's taxonomy places the organism in Eukaryota, Fungi, Ascomycota, Pichiomycetes, Serinales, Metschnikowiaceae.
AUGUUCCAGGCCCGGUCUUUGGUUCGCGCAUCUCGCGCUGUUAGAGCCUCCAGAUUCGUUCCUUCUGUCUCCAGAUCGUUAUCGCAGCCAUUAUCGAUGAGACUUUUGGCAACCAACGUUUCUACUCAGGCCGAUACUCUGAGCGCCAACUACCAGAAAGUUUUCAAUCCUUCCAAGGAAAAAGUCACAUACGCCGGUCUCGACACGUUUUCCAGACGUCAUUUUGGUCCAAAUCCAGAGGAGGUUCAGCACAUGCUUAAGACCGUUGGAUAUAACGACAUGGACGAGUUUCUUGCUGCCACAAUUCCUCCACAUGUGUUAGUCAAACGUGCUUUGAAAGUUGAACCUUCCAACGGUUUUACUGAGCUGCAGAUGUUGGAACACUUGCACGAUUUGGCUGGCAAGAACAAGAUUGUCAAGUCCUUCAUCGGUAAAGGCUAUUACGGUACUAUGCUUCCACCAGUGAUCCAGAGAAACUUGUUGGAGUCGCCUGAAUGGUAUACAUCAUACACUCCAUACCAGCCCGAGAUCUCACAGGGUCGUUUGGAGUCCUUACUCAACUACCAGACCAUGGUUCUGUCAUUAACAGGAUUGCCUAUGGCCAAUGCUUCUCUCUUGGAUGAGGGUACCGCUGCUGCCGAGGCCAUGUCUAUGUCUUUCCACCACUCACGUAACAAGAAGAAGAAGUAUGUGGUGGACUCCAACUUGCACCCACAGACCAUCGAUGUUCUUCUUUCUAGAGCUGGUAACAUCAAGGUAGAGAUCGUGAAGCUCCCAUUGUCUACGGCUGAAGGUGUUGCCGAAUUAGAGGCCAUUGCCAGCGAUGUCUGUGGUGCAUUGGUUCAAUAUCCAGCCACUGAUGGAUCUCUUCACAAUUUCUCCGAGGUUGGAAAGAUUAUCCACCAGAAGAGCAAAGGUCUCUUCGCCAUGGCCACCGAUCUUCUUGCCUUGACGGUCUUGAAGCCUCCUUCGGAGUUUGGUGCCGAUAUUGCUUUGGGAAGCUCUCAGAGAUUUGGUGUUCCAUUCGGUUACGGUGGUCCUCAUGCUGCCUUCUUUGCUACCUCCGACAAGUUUUCCCGUAAGAUUCCUGGCAGAAUCGUGGGUGUGUCCAAGGACAGAUUGGGCAAGCCAGCAUUGCGUUUGGCAUUGCAAACCCGUGAACAGCACAUCAAGCGUGAGAAAGCCACCUCCAACAUUUGCACGGCCCAGGCAUUGUUGGCCAACAUCGCUGCUAUGUAUGCCGUGUACCACGGUCCUCACGGCUUGAGAAACAUUGCUUCUCGUGUUUACGGUUUCACCACUGUUCUCGCCAAUAGCAUUUCCCAGAGCUCUUCGCACAAGGUCACGAACGACGCCUGGUUCGAUACCUUGACUGUGGAGUUGUCUGGAACCUCUGCAGAUGAAGUUUUGGCCAAGGCUUUAGAAAAAUACAACAUCAACUUGUUCAAGGUGGAUGAGUCCACCGUCAGCAUUUCCUUUGAUGAGACCGUGACUCAGACUGACUUGGAGAACUUGAUCGAGCUCUUCACUGGUUCUCCAGCCUCUUUGCCUGCUGACCUUCCCGAGAUUCCUGCUGAAAUUGCCAGAACUGACGAAAUCUUGACGCACGAAGUGUUCAACGUUCAUCACUCCGAAACCGCUAUGUUGAGAUACUUGCACUUGUUACAGAGCAAGGACUUAUCGUUGGCAAACUCCAUGAUUCCAUUGGGUUCAUGUACCAUGAAGUUGAACGCUACCGUCGAAAUGCAGUCAUUGUCGAUGCCAGGUUUUUCUCAGAUCCAUCCAUUUGCUCCUACCGACCAAGCCUUGGGUUACAAGGAGUUGGUCGAAGGUUUCGAGCACGACUUAAACACCAUCACCGGUUUCGCAGCCACCACGCUUAUGCCUAACUCUGGUGCCCAGGGUGAAUACACUGGAUUGUCGCUUAUUCGUCAGUACUUCAAGUCCCGUGGUGAGUACGAGCAGAGAAACAUCUGCUUAAUUCCUGUGUCUGCCCAUGGAACAAACCCAGCCAGUGCUGCCAUGUGUGGCCUCAAGGUUGUGGCCGUCAAGUGUUUGGAGAAUGGUCUGAUUGACUUGGUUGACUUGCAGGCCAAGGCUGAGCAGUACAAGGACAACCUCUGUGCCAUCAUGAUUACCUACCCAUCCACUUACGGAUUGUUCGAGCCAGGUGUGCGCCAAGCCAUCGACACUGUCCACUCUCACGGUGGAUUGGUGUACUUGGAUGGUGCUAACAUGAAUGCCCAGGUUGGUUUGACUUCUCCUGGAGAUUUGGGUGCUGAUGUCUGUCACUUGAACAUCCACAAGACUUUUGCAUUGUCCCACGGAGGAGGAGGUCCAGGUCAGGGACCAGUGUGUGUUGCUGAGCACUUGGUUCCAUUUUUGCCUUCCCACCAAUUCGUGGCUACUCCACACGCCACUGCCGAAUCCAUCAAGGCCGUCAACUCGGCACCAUUUGGAUCUGCUGCCGUCAUUCCAGUGUCAUACUCGUAUAUCAAGAUGCUUGGAGCCGAAGGAUUGCCAUAUGCUUCGGCCCUUGCCAUGUUGAACGCCAACUACAUGUUGGAUCGUUUGAAGGACUCGUAUAAGAUCAUGUUCGUUGAUCACUCGGCUUCUGCCAAGGAAGGCAUCAAGCACUGCGCUCACGAGUUCAUUAUUGACUUGCGUGAGUUCAAGAACAUCGGCAUUGAGAACAUCGAUGUGGCCAAGCGUUUGCAGGACUACGGAUUCCAUGGACCCACCAUGUCUUUCCCAGUGGGUGGAACCUUGAUGAUCGAACCUACUGAAUCGGAGAACUUGUAUGAGUUGGACCGUUUUGUUCAGGCCAUGUUGUCGAUCCGUGCUGAAAUCGAUGCAUACGCCAAGGGUGAACCCCUUGGACUCGUUUUGAAGAAUGCUCCACACUCUCUUGCUGAUAUUGUGUCUACACCUCAAGAGGAAUGGGAUGCUCGUGGAUACACCAGAGAACAAGCAGCAUACCCACUUCCAUACUUGAAAACGGCCAAGUGCUGGCCAACGGUCGCCCGUUUGGACGACACAUACGGAGAUUUGAACUUGAUUUGCACUUGUCCAUCCGUGGAGGAUCUUGCUGAAUAG